AUGACCCCAUUUAAGACCCAGCUGUCAGGAGCCCACGUCCUUGUGACAGGUGGAAAUAAAGGUAUCGGCAGAGUUAUUGUAGAGUCUUUUCUUGCUGAAGGCGCCAACGUCUCUUAUUGUUCACGAUCCGCCAGCGAAGAUGAUUUCGCCACCUUCAAUGGUGCAAUCGAAGGAGCCAAAGUAUUGGGAACAAAGGUAGAUAUCGGAAACCAAGACGAUGUUCGGGCCUGGGUAGAGAAAUCCGCGGAAAUAUUUGGGAGAAUCGACGUGGUAGUUGCCAACGCAUUUGCCAUUUUCCAUUCGUCUUCUAUUGAUGACUGGCGGCAGAGCUUGGAAGGAAACGUCAUCGGACUCAUCACCCUAAUCGACACGGCGGCCCCUCAUCUUAUCGCGCGUGAGGGAAAGGGCUCCGUAGUUGUUUUGAGCUCUGUUGCUGGGUUCGAGCUCCGUUCAUCUAACCCUACAGGCCCACAGUCAGCGGUAAAGCGCUCACAGGCAGUAAUUGCCAAAGGCUAUUCCAAGAUGCUUGGGCAGAAGGGAGUACGUGUCAAUACUGUGACCCCUGGUAUUGUGGAAACGCCAAGCCUCGUUCGAGCGGAUGGCACCGAAGAGCUGAGUCCGUUUCAGAUGGGAAAAAAGUUAAAGCCUGAAUUCAUGCAGAGUAUCAUAGAUCAAGUCCCUAUGGGAAGGCCCGGACAGCCACAAGAAGUUGCCAAUGCCGUUUUAUUCCUUGCGAGUGCUCUUUCUGGCUACAUUAAUGGGGUAAACUUGCUGCUUGACGGGGGAUUCUCUGUUACUCUAUAA
Clonostachys rhizophaga is the source of this 804-nucleotide messenger RNA. The record is from the annotation of a GenBank genome assembly. Lineage: Eukaryota; Fungi; Ascomycota; Sordariomycetes; Hypocreales; Bionectriaceae.